CUCAGCACCAAUCAGCCACACACAGCGACAGGAGACACCUCACCUCCAGUCAUCGCUUCACGGACAACAGGCACAGCCAGGACGCCAUCACAAACGCAAACAAUUCUAUCUACUUUUCCUUCCGUCAAGAAUGUUGUUUUGUGCGUAAAGAUGGUGUUUUUGUAGCGAUCGCUCGGCGUGUGUUUAUUGUGUAUUCAUCGCAGUAAUGUGCUGCUCGAGUGUCUGGAUUGUCUGUGAAGAAAAUAAACCAGGAUGGUAACGUGUUGUUUCUAACCAGCUUCACCUUGCCAAACAACAACUUACAACCCUGAAAUACUCAUCGUGACCUCUUGGCAUCUUAGCAACAGUCAUGUCUAAUAUUAACAAUGCACUUUGCAUUGAGACCGGACCGAGCACAGACUUGUCACUCUUGCAAAAGGAUAAUCUUCAGGAUGGUGGAUUAAGCCAGCUGUUGGAUUACAAUGCCGAAAUGGAAAGGUACAGGUCUUUCGCGAACUUUUACAAAACCAAUGGGGCAUUUCCACAGACUGCUAAGAUCGCCCGCAUAACGACACCAAUUUUUCCCAGCGCCAGAAUUGGCGUGUCCCCUUGGAACUGUGAUAACGGCAUGCUCUGGGGAAGGAAAUCAGCGGCAAUAAACCCUAAUAGGACCGGCAUGCAUAGAAACGACUCCCCAAGGCCGGGGAAACCUGGCGUGCUGCCAGAGACGCUGCAAAUGGCAAAUAAUAAUUUCCUCUCUAGCUUAUCCCCUGAACACUGCAGACCUUUAGCGGGAGAAUGCAUGAACAAGCUGAAAUGUGGUGCUGCCGAAGCAGAGAUAAUGAAUCUCCCGGAACGUGUUGGAACUUUUUCCGCUAUUCCGGCUUUAGGGGGCAUCUCAUUACCUCCUGGGGUCAUCGUCAUGACAGCCCUUCACUCCCCCACAGCCUCGGCAGCCGUUACAGACAGUGCGUUUCAAAUUGCCAAUCUGGCAGACUGCCCACAGAAUAAUUCCUCUGCAUCCAGCGGAAACCCGGCGAAAAAGAAAAGGAAAAGGUGUGGGGUGUGUGCGCCCUGCAGGAGGCUAAUCAACUGUGGAGUGUGCAGCAGUUGUCGGAACCGUAAGACGGGCCACCAGAUCUGCAAGUUUCGGAAAUGCGAGGAGCUAAAAAAGAAGCCCGGCUCAUCGCUAGAGAGAACACCAGUUAACAACGGGGAAGCAUUUCGAUGGUUCUUUUAGCGCUCUGGUUCAAGUGACCUCUUAGGUAGUGAUGUCACAGACUUACCACAAAAGGAACUUGCAGGGCUUUAGGAACCCAGAACCAAACCUGACUGUGGAUGACAGAGGACGAAAGAUAACGGGACAUGCAAAAUGCAAAUAUAAAAAACUGUACUUUCAUUCCUUGUGUAAUUAUUAUUGUACAUUUUGUACAUUUUUCAGUGUCUGUCAAUGUGUUUUAGUGUUAUGGCUGUGGUUCCAGCCGUUCUUAUGUGAAGGAUCAAGUCGACAAUCAUUACAAACAGGAGUAAAUGUCAACACAGGCCAACAAGAUUAUAAAUAUCAAACUUUUUAGAUCUGGAGCAAUAAUCAUAACGGUAAUUGUUCUCUGCCAUCAUAUUCCAGCAUUAUAUGGAAUGAGCUUAAAAAUACCUCUUUUGACCUGAACCGACAAUUUCGAGAGGACAUGUUGGUGUCCUCUGUAAUUAUAGUGAUGUUUUGUAAUUGACAUACUGUGUACAGACAGUAAAGAAAAGAAAAGCCAGGAGAUUUCUUUCUUUACAGCUGUGUUGAUUUUGUGUGGCAUAUUGCAGUGCAGGGCACGUCUGGUUGCCAUAGAGCACUUUUAAAAGUCUGGUAAUGUUGAGAGAAGAUGGUUUAAGAUUUUUAUUUAGUCUCUCAAAGUUUGAUUGUGUUCUGUUUAGUUUUGUUCGAAACUGCUUAAAAGCUGCCUAAUGGUAGGUUAAGGAACCAGUAAAGAACAUUUGUGGCAUCACAGAAAAAUUAGCAAUUUGCAUUUUGAAUGCACACAAUGCAGUAUACAACACAUUCCAAAAUGAAUAAUCAAAUAAGUUGGUCCAUUGUCUUUAC
Messenger RNA from Triplophysa dalaica, 2068 nucleotides. RefSeq names its product CXXC finger 4 (gene cxxc4). The coding region runs from base 350 to 1219 and encodes 289 amino acids. Gene Ontology annotation, molecular function: methyl-CpG binding; zinc ion binding. The record is from RefSeq and is a predicted model, not a curated record. The transcript is spliced from 3 exons. NCBI's taxonomy places the organism in Eukaryota, Metazoa, Chordata, Actinopteri, Cypriniformes, Nemacheilidae. Gene Ontology annotation, cellular component: nucleus.